Lytechinus variegatus (green sea urchin) is the source of this 4281-nucleotide messenger RNA. RefSeq lists its product as uncharacterized. Gene Ontology annotation, cellular component: cytoplasm. The record is from RefSeq and is a predicted model, not a curated record. Bases 959 to 2752 code for a protein of 597 amino acids. Gene Ontology annotation, molecular function: metal ion binding; methylthioribulose 1-phosphate dehydratase activity. NCBI's taxonomy places the organism in Eukaryota, Metazoa, Echinodermata, Echinoidea, Temnopleuroida, Toxopneustidae. The transcript is spliced from 8 exons.
AAUACUUUUAUUUUUUGAAGAGUGCUGGUAUAAUCAAAGCGUUAUUAAUCGGAUCACAUAUCAUCGUGAAUCCAAGGUUCGUCUCUCCCCGAGUUCUGGCGUUGCGCUUGGGCGCUCGACCUGAUGGUUACCAUUGCAUUGCACAACAGCGGCUGCGGGCUAGCUGCUCAUCCCACAUGCAAAUUGCCAGCUGGUAUGAGCGUAUGUGUGGACUCUUUUACAUGCGUGCAAUCAAAAUGACCGCGCCAGCUGUGCGUACGCUGAUGACGUACGCUUACGCAAAGCACAAAGCUGUUUUCGUAUGCAUAAUAAAACACGCAAGCUGCCAACAAAGCACUUGCCAGGCGUACAUUACUCAUUAGAUCUGUGUAGCUUUGCUGUUCAUGCUGCUUGUGUAUUUGCAACGUCAUGAUACUGACAGUCACUCACUGGUUGGGAGCAAUAAGAGGGUUUGAUUUCUGAUCUUCAGCUUUCUCAAACUCAACUCAAUUUUCAAUUUUCAUCAGACAUAAUCAGAGUCUCAAAUUGAUGCAGUUUUGAAUUGAGUAUGCCAACAAGCGAAAGAUUGCUGAUUCCUGAAUCAUCCUGUUCUACAGGUAACUUCUCUAUUCUCUAGGAAAAUACAAGAUCGAGGCCUAACCUGCCUAUAACCGUAAAGGUUUACUAGGGCCGCAUUGCAGUCUAAUGUAGGCGUACACUCCACUACUGUUCUAUCCACAACCACAUGACAUUGAUUUGGAAUUUCCUUGGUUGACAGCGUGGCACAUUUAAAAAACAACAAGAGUAACCAGCUGGAUUGGAUGAUAAAAACUUAGUUUUGCAGUCUUGAGAAGAACGUCACUGCAUUCUGCUCCCCAAGCCAGGUUAAAAUUAUGCACUUAGCCUUACUGAAAGGAUUGUCUAAUUAAUCGCUGUUAUUGUCCUCUUUGUCUGACAUCACAAAGAAUAGAAUUUAGAGAUGGAAAGACCAAGAAAAUCAAAUAAAAUGUCAUCCAAUGUUAGACCUCGCAAGGGGGGUGAUGGGCACCUGGCAAAAUUUCAACCAUCUUGGAAUGAACUGUUCCCAUUCAUCCAGCCAGUUGAGGAUAGACACUUUUUCUACUGUGCAGCCUGCCAGAAGACUGUGAAAUGCUACCACCAAGGCCGCUUUGAUCUGGUCCGCCACAUGAGAGGCAAUCGACACAAGCUCAACAUGAUAGCUGCCAACAUCAGCUCGGAGGUGACACCAGAGAUACUUCGAAAGGCAGAGUUCAUGAAUUUCCCGACGAAGUACCUCUAUGAAUUCUUAUCCGAUGAAGUGGCCAAUCGGCUUCCCAUCUUAGAAAGGUCUAGACUUGAAGGUCGGGCGCGAACAUCACCAGCAUCGGCACCUGGCAGAAUAGCCCCCAAAUCAGCAGCAGUAGUGUUCCCAUCUGAUGGAUUUUAUCAAGAUGUCAGAAAGGAUUUACCAUGUCGUAAGACUCAGCAGGAUGAAAAUGACAGUUAUGGCUCUGAACCUGAAGAUUGGCAAGAAAGAGGUCCAGAAGAAGUAGAUCAGUUUGAUUAUGUUUUCGCAGAAGAGGUGCAUUUAAGUGGGUCUGAUGGCGAACUGGACGAUCCUUCACAAAUGAUCAAUAGUCCAGAGAUGGAUGUUCCUAAUGAUGAUGUUCCAGGGGCUUCCAUCAAGAUGGACCUAGUACAACAGGCAGUCAGGAGCAAGUAUGUGGUAAUAAAUGAGAAUAUGGAGUGUAAUGAGCUUCCAGUGACAACAGCACACUCCACCCAUCAAAGCAUCGAAACAGAGCACUCCGGAGAAGAUCAGCCCACAAGAACCUGCAUCAAGUUGGAGCAAGAUGAUGAUUCCUUGAUACGUCCUCAGGACUACGAGAUAAUGACCAAUGCUCCUGUACCAAAGUCGUUGAGUACCAAGCCAGAUAGACACAAGAAUGUCAGAAUGCAGAGAAAUGGCAUGGGUGAUGGCCCAAACACCAUGCAGUUUAAGGAACGUCGGUUGUAUCAGGCUCAUUCUGAUGGGAUGCAAAUGUCCAAUCAUAGCAAUAUGAGAGAAAAAGAGGAAAUGUCAAGGUCAAACCCUUAUGAAAUGAUUAAGGAGCAUCCAAGGUCCUUGAUUCCAGAGCUUCUUAAGCAGUUCUAUGGGCUUGGCUGGGUCACAGGGACAGGAGGUGGAAUCUCUAUCAAAUACGGUGAUGAAAUCUUCAUUGCGCCCUCUGGAGUCCAAAAGGAAAGAGUUCAGCCAGAGGAUUUAUUUGUGACCAAUCUCCAAGAAGAGGACGUGAGUGGACCACCGCCAAGCAAGAAACUAAAGAAGAGUCAAUGUACUCCACUCUUCAUGAGCUGUUACACAUUAAGAGGAGCUAAAGCGUGUAUCCACACCCACUCCAAGAAUGCAGUCUAUGCUACUAUGAUGUCACAAGGCUGUGAGUUCAGUAUUACACAUCAAGAAAUGAUCAAGGGCAUCAAAAAGGCAACGACAGGACAAAAUUACAGAUAUGAUGAACGGUUGGUCGUCCCUAUAGUUGAAAACACUCCAUUUGAGAAAGACUUGAAGGGUUCAUUGGAGAAAGCAAUGCAUAAAUACCCAGAUACACAUGCUGUGUUAGUACGUCGUCAUGGUGUCUAUGUAUGGGGAGACUCUUGGGAGAAGGCUAAAACUAUGUGUGAAUGCUACGACUAUCUGUUUGAGAUUGCUGUAGGACUGAAACAACUUGGAAUAGACUAUACAAAAGGACCAGAGGGAGGAAUUGUUGGAUAGCAACAGACAAUCGCUUUCCCUGGUUUGAAACCCCAUACAUCAGAUGGAGUGAACAAUAGAUAGCGGUAUGAUGCGCAUCGGUAGACAAAUAGAGUGUUAUUAGGGGAAAACGUUUCCGAUGCUUUUUCAUGAAGACCCAAACAGCCCCCUCUAUUGUUGCAGGGAUGGAGGGAUUAGAAACGCAAUGUUUGACCUUUGACCUCUCCAAACUGACUUUGUGUAGAAAAGCGUAGUGCAACUGCCAAUAUAUGAUGUACCAUGUACAACUCAAUGCAGCUGUUUUCUGUGCUGCUAACUUGUACGUUUGAGUUGAUCUUUUGAAACUGACAGUAUUUUCACCUUAAACUAUAAAUACAGAGAUUUAUAAGUUAAGAAUUUACACAGAUAAGAGUGUAUAGAUGGAAUGAUUACAAUUGGUUUUGAAGUUUUCAUUUAAAUGUGUUCUUUUUCCUUAGUUUUCUUUUAUUCUUUUAAUACUUAUUGUGUUGACUACUAAAAUGCUACUUGAUUAGUAUUUUUAAUUUGUUAUUCUCAUUUCUGUAUCUGUGUGCUGCAUUUGUUUUCGGAGAUGGUAUUCAUUCUAAUCUCAUUUCUUAUUUUACUACCACUGAGUUUGACAGUACAUUUAUUUUGAAGGGUUCUAGUGCAAAGUCCAUCGAUGUGAUAUUCCCUGUAUGAAUGUUGUGGAAUCUUAGAUUAUUUCCGUAUUUAUACGUAUAUUUUUUGGUUUGAAUAUUAACAAACAAAUAUUUGAUUAACUCUCUUAGUUUAUGAAUUUUCAACUGUUCUGAUGAAAUCAGAUAAACAGAAGAGUUGAUUUUACUUUAUUUUAGUACUUUUUAUUUAUGUUACUUGGAUAAAAAACUGAAUUAUACAGGUAUUUACUUUUUGGGGGUAUUUUUGUGUUUUUUUGUUCGUUGCUAAAACAGCUAAAUUAAAAUGUAUGUAGAAGUACAAGUACCUUGCUGCAGAAAAGUAUUCCUUAUAUGUCUUUAAUUCUUAAAAAAUGCAAUCAAUUGUGAUUUAUUUUGGUGCCUUUUAUCUCUCGCUUGAAUGAAGUUCUGCAGAGACCGAUUAUCACUUUUUAUGUUACAAAAUUUUCCUUGCUGAAGAAAAGUUGUGAACUCUCUUACAGUUUCAACUGCUUCGUGAGACUAGUGAUCAAUCAAACUCUAAUGAAUUUGCCGUGAUGACAAACAUCUUCAGAAAAAGCAUUCCUGUCGGUCUGUUACAAAAGUGACCAUUUCCUUAUAAACUUUGUUUAAACUUUAAACAAAUGAUCAUUAGGUAUUGUCACAUACAUCUAUAUACCUACAAAACUUUCAUCAAGGGUUAUCUUGGGGUCAAAGGGUCAUUUUGCAUGUUUUAUUGAUGGUAAAAUCAGGCAAGACUCUUAGUUCAUGAACCCACCUUGUUUUUAAGUUUCAAGCUUGAUUAUGGCCAGAUUGGCAGCCCACACUUGGACUCUUGAUUGUAAGGUCAAUUUUUAUCCUUGAUUACAUUCAGCAUCACGUUAUGAUAAAAAAAAC